Molecule: messenger RNA, 2212 nt
Organism: Misgurnus anguillicaudatus (oriental weatherfish)
Lineage: Eukaryota; Metazoa; Chordata; Actinopteri; Cypriniformes; Cobitidae
Gene: ankrd53
Product: ankyrin repeat domain 53
Biological process (GO): regulation of mitotic cytokinesis; mitotic metaphase chromosome alignment; positive regulation of microtubule polymerization
Cellular component (GO): spindle pole
Molecular function (GO): protein binding
Source: RefSeq, a predicted model, not a curated record
UAAUAAAAUGUAGUCGCAUAGGCAGGAAAAAUACUCCCAAAAUGCAACUUAUUUACUUGCAAUCUGGAGCCAUGACAUGCUUCUUGCGGGCUACCAAGUAUAAUAAUAAUUUCAGUCUCAUGUGAGAACUCCGGUCUUGCAUAUGUAACCUCGCGUUGUUUCCUUGUCACUUCUUGCGUGCGUUUGUUUGUGAGACGUAGGUUGCACACCGGGACAAAGUUGUCUGCAAUUCUUACUAUAGUAAAGUCAUGCAAUGUGAAACCCCCUGUCGCCGAUCCAUCAUGCAGUGUGAACCCAGCAGGGAUCGAAUGUUACUCCAGAUGGUCAUGCAGUGUGAAAAGAUCUGUGACCUGACCUGACUAAAUCAUGCAGUCUGAACUCGCCAUUACGUUGACACCAUUCAACCGGGAAGUGCUGUAGUCCAAAUCGUCCGUUCGCUGUAGGCUUUGAAAGGGGAAUUCUGUUAAAGAAGAUAUAUUGCCUUACAGUGAACUUUGAGCUUAAUUAUUUUGCAGGUAUUAUUUAUGCUAUAACAGCAAUGUUACACACUAACUAAAGUUUGAAAAAUGGGAUCAGGAAGAACGUGACCUUUAAAACCACAUAGGGACAGGGUGUAAACAAUAAUGUAAUAGUGGUUAUUUAAUAAUAUCGGCUUGUUCUUGACACGUACUGUAGUCAUUUGGAUAAAUCCAGUUCAGGGGUUUGGCGGAUGCGUGAAGUUGCAUCCGACAGUGACAUGUUUCACGCCGCCGCGUGUGGAAGCCCCCUGUGGUUAAGUUUGAGUCUGAAGAGAGAGAAAAAGCCACUCCAUACUGACAAACAAGUUUGUGUUUCUUAUAACCUUCUUUAGUUUUCUGUAAUUAAUUCAGCUUUAUUUAGCUAACAUUAGAACUUUGUUUUGUAAUUUGUAAAUUUGGCAUAUUUUGUCUAAUCCAAUGUAUGUAAUUCAAUGUAUUUUGUCUAAGUCAAUGUAUGUACUGUAUGUGUGUGUCAGGGUCUCACUGUGCUCCAUAUAGCUGGACUGCAUGGACACCUAGACUGUAUGGAGCUGCUGCUGGACACUGGUGAUUUUGUGGAUGUAAAUGCUAGUUGCCCUCAUGGACGCAGACCAAUACAUAUGGUGCUAACUGCUCUGAGUAGACCCAACUCACAAACCUGCCUUAAGUUCCUGCUGGACCAUGGAGCACAGCCCAAUGUCACAACAGAUGAAGGGGUAACGCCGCUGCAUUUGGCUGCUGCAGAAGGCCUAAGAGAAUGCACAGAGAUACUAGUGAGAAACAAAGCAGACACAAAUGUUCGAGACAAUAGAGGUCAUACACCACUUGACCUUGCUCGUAUCUGGGGCUACAAGGACAUUGCCAGGUUUCUUAAAGAUGCCAUGUGGAAAAAAGACAAAGAGCAGGAGAUGGAAAAACUCAAACAGCUGCAUAAUCUCAGGCAGGACCUGGUCAGGAUGCAUACAAUGGCAGAGAGCAAAGAUAAGAUGAUCAGACUGGCUGUUAAAAAACAAGAGCUAUCAGUAUGGACAACGAGGGCAGGUUGUUCUCCGACGAAGCAUGCCAUAAAUGUCAAGCAAUCCUCCAGACAUGCCAAAUGCCUACUCACUGAGGUAAAGAUGCCAAACAGUCGCACAAAAUAUCACCCUGGCACACCAAAAGAAAAAUGGAACAUUUCACCCAUCCCUUCCAAACCUCCUCCAGGCAGCAUAAGCCGAUCUCAGGGGGUGCGAAUGGGAACUCAUCCUGAAGAAUUGCCAUCUGAGCCGGAUUUGAGUUGUACUGUGACGCUUGGCUGCUGGAAAAAUGGUCGUCCUCGCUACAUAGCGUCACAAGAUGGCAUUUCACAUUUAUUGCCUGACCUGCCGUUAAACAUCCUCCUGAAAGCUUUGUUCCCAUCAGCAUUCCCAUCACGGAUUGAUUCUCCCCAACAUUUCCAAAGUUCUAGUGUGCUGGAUCUGCCUCGGUUGGGCCAGUCCUUAAAAGCAGAUGCCUCACUGUGGACUGAGGUGGCCAUGCAUCUAGCAGAGGAGUUGCAGCCAGGCCACUAUUAGAAAUCAGAUGUGGAUAUGCUAUUGGCUGAAGAGUUCAGUCAGAUUUUGUAUCAAGUACAAAAAUAGCUAUAUUAAAACACUAAUCCAUCACGCUUUUCAAGUGUGAAAUAGAGAUUACUGGCCACUGUAUGUAUAGAUUGAACUAAUACACUGAAAAAAUUA